AUACCUUCAGCCAUUGGCUUGCCUCCCACUUGCUUACUUGCCCUACUUUGAGCAGGGGCCGGCCGCUCACAUACAGCCGCUCGCUGCACACCAAAGCGUUGCGCUUUUGGUGAGCGCGUUUUGGCAGAAUUUGCUCUUCCUUGCAGCAUUCGCAUGGCGGCGGCGGCCAAAGCAGCAGCAGCAGCAGGAGCAGCAGCAGCACCAGCAGCACCAGCACCAGAACCAGCACCAGCGGAUCCGCCGGACGGAGGCUGGGGCUGGGCCGUGGUGGCGGCCUCCUUCAUCUCCGUGGGAUUUGCCUACGCCUUCCCCAAAUCGCUCACCAUCUACUACAAGGAAAUCCAGGAGUAUUUCUCCGUCUCCUACAGCCAGAUCGCCUGGGUGUCCUCACUCAUGCUGGCGUCCAUGUACGCAGCGGGGCCCCUGAGCAGCAUUCUUGUCAACCGCUACGGCAGCAGACCGGUGGUCAUGGUUGGCGGCCUCACCGUUUCCGCCGCCAUGGUGCUCGCCUCCUUUGGAACCUCCAUGCUCCACCUGUACCUGUGUGUGGGAGUCCUCGGAGGUUUGGGCCUGGCCUUCAACCUGCAGCCGGCCCUGACCGUCAUCGGCACCUACUUCCACGCCAAGAGGCCGCUGGCCAACGGGCUGGCCAUGACGGGAAGCCCGGUAUUUCUCUUCGCUCUGGCGCCCCUCAAUCAGUUUCUCUUUGACUCUUUUGGCUGGAGGGGAAGCUUCCUGGUGCUGGGAGCCUUGGUGCUGAACUGCUGCGUGGCCGGCGCCCUGAUGAGACCCGUGGACGCCGGCCGAGCCCGAGCCGAGGCGCCGAGCGAGCAGCGGCAACGGCCGGGCCGGAGCCGGCGGGCCGAGCGGGGCGCUGCCGCCGAGCGGGUCGCUGCCGCCGCCCAAGCUGCGGGACGCCGGCCUGGCGCUUUCCUCGACGCGUCGCUCUUCCGCCACCGGGGCUUCCUCAUUUACCUCCUCGGCAACGUGCUCAUGUUCUUCGGCUUCUUUGCGCCGGUGGUUUUCCUCGCCCCGUAUGCCAAGCAUCUGGGCGUGGAUGAGUAUUCGGCAGCCUUCUUGCUCUCCAUCUUUGCCCUGGUGGACAUGUUUGUGCGCCCGGCGACGGGCUUGCUCGCUAAUAGCAAACGGAUCCGGCCCAGGAUCCAGUAUUUGUUCAGCUUUGCCGUUUGCUACAACGCGGCGUGCCACCUUUUGUGCCCUCUGGCACGCGGCUACGCCGGCCUGGCGCUUUACGCCGUCUUUUUCGGCACGGCCUUCGGGAUGGUCUGCGCUCUGCUCUUCGAAGUGCUGAUGGACCUGGUCGGAGCUCAACGCUUCUCCAGCGCGGUCGGACUGGUCACCCUCAUCGAGUGCGGCCCGGUGCUUCUGGGCCCUCCGCUUUCAGGAGCGCUGGUCGACGUUUGGGGCGACUACAAGUACAUGUACUACGCGUGCGGCGCGUUCAUGCUGCUGCCCGGCGUGUUUUUCUUCAUCAUGCAUUACUACAACUACAAGCGAGCGGACGAGGAGCAGAGGCACGGGCUCUCUGCAGAGAUGAGGACACCCCAGGAGGCGCUGCAACUGAAACCGGAAGGAAUUUGACGCCGUGCGGAGAAGGGACUUUUUUUUGUUGUUGUAAUUAUUCCACACAAAAAAACGUUUCUAUCUCAAAUGACCGACCCCAUUUAUGCCAAAUAUCUGUAUCGGUAUGUGCUCUGUAUAUUGGGACUUUUAUCUUGAAGGACGGUGUAUAGGAAGUGCUGUUUUUGCUGUUUCUGUUGAACGGAUGCGCCCAAUAAAAAAACAAGUGUUACCAAUGGCAGGCACUGCGUGGCAAACCAAA
This is a messenger RNA of Syngnathus typhle (broad-nosed pipefish), 1843 nucleotides long. RefSeq names its product monocarboxylate transporter 2-like. Gene Ontology annotation, biological process: monocarboxylic acid transport; transmembrane transport. The record is from RefSeq and is a predicted model, not a curated record. Gene Ontology annotation, cellular component: membrane. Gene Ontology annotation, molecular function: monocarboxylic acid transmembrane transporter activity. The transcript has 4 exons. Lineage: Eukaryota; Metazoa; Chordata; Actinopteri; Syngnathiformes; Syngnathidae. The coding region runs from base 154 to 1602 and encodes 482 amino acids.